Messenger RNA from Cavia porcellus (domestic guinea pig), 5223 nucleotides. It is a transcript of the gene Lgr4, whose product is annotated as leucine rich repeat containing G protein-coupled receptor 4. Bases 486 to 3197 code for a protein of 903 amino acids. The transcript is spliced from 18 exons. Gene Ontology annotation, molecular function: G protein-coupled peptide receptor activity; protein-hormone receptor activity; protein binding. Lineage: Eukaryota; Metazoa; Chordata; Mammalia; Rodentia; Caviidae. Gene Ontology annotation, cellular component: plasma membrane. Gene Ontology annotation, biological process: adenylate cyclase-activating G protein-coupled receptor signaling pathway; activation of adenylate cyclase activity; hormone-mediated signaling pathway. The record is from RefSeq and is a predicted model, not a curated record.
UUUUCACCUCGCUGUCAUUGGGUUUGAGAUGGCCUCUUGGGAAGCACACAGGAGGGGACCGCAGAGCUGCAGAAGGUGGUGGGUGGUUGAGCGUGUGAACCCGGCACCACGCUCAGGGCACUCAUAGCCCUGGGUCUUGCUCUGUAACAGUUUCUAAAAUUUAAGCAGCAGGUGUUUUAUCAGGCCUUGUACAUGGUGAAAAACUGUAAUGAAAAACACAAAAUCCACAGUUCACUCUCUAUCCAACCAAACGAAAUACCCACCCUGAUGAGACAAAUUUUUUGGUUGAGUGAUUUUGAACUUUUUCUUUUUUCCUUUUGAGACAGGGAGGAUCAUGGUGGGCAAUUCAGACUGGCCUUGAAUUGUAGGUGAUCCUCCUGCCUCAGCCUCCUGGAUGCUGGGUUGACAGGUGCACACCACCAGGGCUGGCCAAGGAGCUGUUUCGUAGACGUGCUUGCCUGAGAAGUGGUCAGUGGGACAUCAGCAUGAACAACAUCACUCAGUUGCCGGAGGACGCCUUCAAGGACUUCCCGUUCCUGGAGGAGCUACAGCUGGCCGGCAACGACCUCUCCUUCAUCCACCCGAAGGCCCUGUCUGGGCUGAAGGAGCUGAGAGUCCUCACCCUACAGAACAACCAGCUGCGGACCGUCCCCAGCCAGGCCAUGCGGGGCCUGAGCGCGCUGCAGUCCCUGCGCCUGGAUGCCAACCAUAUCACCUCUGUGCCCGAGGACAGUUUUGAGGGCCUCCUGCAGCUGCGGCACCUGUGGCUGGAUGACAACAGGCUGACGGAGGUGCCCGUGCGGCCACUCAGCAACCUGCCCACACUGCAGGCGCUCACACUUGCCCUCAACAACAUCUCUAGCAUCCCCGACUUCGCCUUCACCAACCUGUCCAGCCUGGUCGUGCUGCAUCUUCAUAACAAUAAGAUCCGGAAGCUGAGUCAGCACUGCUUCGAUGGCCUGGAUAACUUAGAGACCUUGGACUUGAAUUACAAUAACCUGGAAGAGUUCCCCGAGGCCAUCAAGGCGCUUCCCAGCCUGAAGGAGCUGGGCUUCCACAGCAACUCCAUCUCUGUCAUCCCAGAUGGAGCUUUCAGCGGCAACCCCCUGCUGAGGACCAUACAUUUAUAUGACAACCCUUUAUCUUUCGUGGGGAACUCAGCGUUUCACAAUCUAUCCGAUCUCCAUUCCCUAGUCAUCCGAGGUGCGAGCAUGGUGCAGAAUUUCCCCAACCUGACGGGUACCAUCCGCCUGGAAAGCCUGACCCUGACAGGCACGAGGAUCAGCAGUGUCCCCCAGCACCUGUGCCUGGAGCAGCGCGCACUGAGGACCCUGGACUUGUCUUACAACAGCAUCAGGGACCUUCCCAGCUUUGAUGGCUGCCAUGCCCUGGAGGAGAUUUCACUGCAACGCAAUCAGAUCUACCAAAUAGGAGAAGAUACUUUCCGAGGCCUGGUGUCCCUGAGGCUCCUGGAUCUGAGCAGAAACCAGAUCCAUGAAAUUCACAACAGUGCUUUUGCCAGGCUCGGGGCGAUCACUAACCUAGACCUCAGUUUCAACGCCCUGACCUCCUUUCCCACGGAGGGCCUGAGCGGGCUGAAUCAGCUAAAACUGGUGGGCAACGUGGAAAUGAAGGGGGCCUUGGCACCCAAAGACUUCGUGAAUCUCAGGUCUCUCUCCGUCCCGUAUGCUUACCAGUGCUGCGCGUUCUGGGGCUGUGACUCCUACGCAAGCUUACACACGGAGGACAGCAGCCUGCAGGACCACGGUGCAGGCGAGGAGAAAGCUGCUGCGAGCGUGGGGAACAGCACAGACAGCGCAGAGCACCAGGAGCAUGGCCAGAUCAUCAUCCACUGCACACCGCCCACAGGCGCCUUUAAGCCUUGCGAGUACCUGCUGGGCAGCUGGAUGAUCCGCCUCACCGUCUGGUUCAUCUUCCUGGUGGCCCUGCUCGCCAACCUGCUGGUCAUUGUCACCACCUUCGCGUGCGGCGUGGCGCCCUCGUCCUCCAAGCUGCUGGUGGGCCUGCUGGCCGUAGCCAACCUGCUCACUGGCGUCUACACCGGCAUGCUCAGCCUGCUGGACGCCGUGUCCUGGGGCCGCUUCGCCGACUUCGGCGUCUGGUGGGAGACAGGCAGCGGCUGCCGCGCGGCCGGCUUCCUGGGUAUCUUCUCCUCCGAGAGCGCCGUGCUGCUGCUGGCGCUGGCGGCCGUGGAGCGCAGCCUGGCGGCACGGGGCCCAGUGCGGAGCCGCAAGAGCCGGCGGCGGGCGCGGGCACGGGUGCGGGCAGCCGCAGGCCUGGCCUUCCUGGGUGCGGCGGCGGCGGGCUGCGUGCCCCUGGUGCGCAGCGGGCCCUUGCCGGCGUCGCCACUGUGUCUGCCGUUCCCCGCGGCCGAGGCGCCGGCGCUGGGGUUUGCUGCAGCGCUGGUGCUGCUGGGCGCGCUGGCCUUCCUGCUGGCUGCCGCUGCCUACACGCGCCUCUACUGCGCGCUGGGCAAGGCCGAGCUGGGGCGCGCGCGCACCGGCGCAGUACAGCACGUGGCCUGGCUCAUCUUCGCCGACUGCCUGCUCUUCUGCCCGCUCGCCUUCUUCUCCUUCGCACCACUCGUCUCCGCUGUGCCUGUCAGCCCCGAGAUCGCCAAGUCGGUCACACUCAUCUUCUUCCCACUGCCUGCCUGCCUCAACCCGGUGCUCUACGUCUUCUUUAGCCCGCAGUUCCGGGAGGACUGGGCCCUGCUUCGGAGGCGCCUGGCCCGGGCCGCCGGAGGUGGGAGAGCCGUGGGGGGCAUGGGGCCAGGCCUGCAGGGACCCCCGGCCGCGGGGAGCCUCUUGGGGGAGCGCACUCCGCUCCCGGCCUGCACCACCUGCUGCCCCCAGCGGGCGCUGCCAGCCGUGUGCGCCUGCGGCUGCUGCGAGGCACUGCUGCUGGCCCGGCCCCCGCCCCUGCCGGCCUGCAGACACCUGCUCCGCGCGCACAGCUGCCCGGCCCUGGCUGCCGGUGCCUGCCACAGGCCCGAGGGCUCCUGGUUCGAGUGCAGCGGCGCGCAGUCGGCACCCUCAGACUGCGCGGACGAGGAGGACUCGUUUGUCUCAGACAGCUCGGAGCAGGUGCAGGCCUGCGGGCGCGCCUGCUUCUACCAAAGCCGCGGCUUCCCGCUGGUGCGCUAUGCCUACAAUCUGCCCAGGGCCCGGGACUGAGCCGCCGGGGGCCCUACUCCUGAACCCGAAAAAGCCCACAAUGGCUCCCGGGCCGGCCUCCCAGGGAGGAAUGGGGCAGUUUCGUUCUCUGUGCAGAUACCUCUGGAGAACUGGUGCCGGAGUUGUCAGCUGAUGACAGACACAGCAACCAUCAGCGGUGGGUAUGCUGGAAACAAAUGCGUCUUGCAAAGGACUCCGCAUGUUAGGAACAGUGCGAAACAGUGGGCUUUCCUGGUCCCUAAGGAGCAAGUCUGCAGUAUUUCAGAGUUAAGCACAAGAUACAACAGCUGUUAAAUAUUUCUUAAAAGCUGCCAUUGUUGGGAGGUGGUGGGUAAGACAGGGUCUUGCUGUGUAGUCCAGGCUGUGCUUGAACUCACACUGGAGCCCACACUGGCCUUGAUCUCAUACCGAUCCCCCUGCCUCAGCCUCCCCAGUGCUGGGAUAAGAGGCAUGUGUUGCCAUACCCAGCUUAAAAACUUUUAAAAUAGGAUUUUAUGCAACUGGAGAAAAGUCUUGCUGAUUCCAUCUAAAGUUUCACCGUUACUCUCAGGAUACCUGGCUGCAGGGCUGCUGUGAGCCCUGCUGAGAGCACAGGACACUGCCCCCAGCUAGGCGUUUGUGCCCUGCACAGAAGAGUUGCAGAUCCCGCUCACGGGGUUGAUCAGUGUAGACCUCAGCGCAUUUCUAAAACAUUAACAGCUGUUGAGGGUUUUUAUUUUCAUAGAACAUUUGUUUUGGGCCCCUGUAUUUCCUAAUUCCCCUCCUAAUUCCCCCUCCUGUCUGGCAGUCACUAAGAGGAAGCGGGAAGAUGGGGGCCGUCUGGGUUCGCAGACUGUAGGUGAAGAUCUGUACUGGCACCUGCGAGGCCUGGCGGCCUGUACCAGGCCCAGUCAUAAACGCUUUCCGAUCUUCUCCAGAUGUCGGUACGACACCUCUUAAGAGUUCAAAGUGCCAGCGUAAAUAAUCUUGUAUAAUUGGAAGAAAUGAGUAAUUAAAACCCAAAGCAUUUAUUUCUUAGUGAGCCAGACUGACCUUAAGAUUUCCCUUAUAUGCAGACUUCCACACAUUUUCCCCAUGCUUUGAUUUCAGAGCAAACUACCUGAUAUUGGCUUAUGCUAGACAUGGUGGCUCACGCAUGUAAUCCCAGGCCUCAGGAGACUGAGGCAGGUAGAUUCCUGUGAGUUGAAGGCCAGUCUGGGUUACAAAACAAACCCCUCCCUAAAAUCCCCAAUGCUCAGAUACUAAGCUGUAGUUAAACAAGGCAGAUACGUCAUGGUGGGGGAAGAGGGAAUAACAUAGAGCCCAAUGUCUUUAAAAAUUAAACUUUAUUUGAUCCUUAAUUACGGGCUUCGGAUGUUACCAUGUGGAGUCUGACAUUCUGAUUUUUCAGUGCAUCUGUGAACAGUGCUAAGCCUCUGCCACACUGGUUCUCCUGCAUGUCUUCAGACACAGAAUCUGGAUUGCAGUUCAGUAAGGAAACUGUACAUAUGUGCAUAGAAUGAAUUGUUACGUUCUGUAAAUUAGUUCUAGAACACAAGCUGGGAACCGUGGCCUCUUCCUUUCGUUUCACUAAAGCUACCUCCUGAAGUAUAGUGGCUGCCAGUAGCAGGAUGUUCAGCUGUGGUUCAUCGACUUUUUGGUAUUGUAAAUAAUCCUGAUUGUAUAUUGUCAGUGUAAUUAAAACAGAAUCUUUGUAUAUCAAAAUCAUGUAGUUUGUAUAAAAUGUGGGGGAGGGGUUUAUUUACAGUGUGAUGUAAUUUUGUAAGGAUAGCUAGUUCCAAGUUUUAAAAGUUGCUAUCUUGUUUGUAUAUUGACACAUAUGAUCAAUAUUAAAUCAUACUUUGGUAAGAAAGUCGUAAUGAAAAGUUGUUUUCCCCAACCUGCAGGUUACUAGAAACUUGAUUUCUUUUCAUUUAAAAAAUAGAAUAGCAGAUCCAUUAGAUAUGUGGUAACUUUUGCUACACAUAUGGUAUCAUAUGCAAUAUUGUACUCAGUGUUUUGAAUUAUUAAAGUUUCUAGAAAGCAA